Messenger RNA from Lytechinus pictus (painted urchin), 4998 nucleotides. RefSeq lists its product as uncharacterized. The coding region runs from base 159 to 1565 and encodes 468 amino acids. Gene Ontology annotation, biological process: protein monoubiquitination. Gene Ontology annotation, molecular function: zinc ion binding; ubiquitin protein ligase activity. The transcript has 2 exons. The record is from RefSeq and is a predicted model, not a curated record. Lineage: Eukaryota; Metazoa; Echinodermata; Echinoidea; Temnopleuroida; Toxopneustidae.
GCACACGAUUCGGUACACACCACUAUUAUGAAUUGAUGUAGCCAAAAUAUCUAAUACUGCUGCUAUUAGACCCCGUAUAAUAUUAUUACUUCGAUCAAACUGAGAAACAUAUCGUUUUUAAUGGACAUAAGCAGAUUGAUUCUUAUAAAAAUCUAACCAUGGCUGAAGCAUUAAAGACUGUCAUCUCCCAGAGUACAGAGUGUCCAGUGUGUCGUUCUACAUUCACCGAUCCCAAGAUCCUGUCAUGUUCUCACACUUUCUGCAAGACUUGUCUGGACAACCUUUUAGAGUACCACGGUAACUCCCAGAUCCGAUGCCCUGUCUGCAGAGCUGUAACCCAGGUCCCAAACAAAGAUGUCGGCAGACUACAGGUAAAUCUUGCUUUGAAGAGUCUGAUAGAGGAUAUGAAGGGCCAUCAUCAGAUUUGCACAAAUUGUAAAUCCAAUGACAAGCCCCAUGCUGAUGUCUACUGUCAAGAUUGUGACACGUAUCUCUGCACCUUUUGUCUUAUUAAGCACUCUCAAUGGGAAGGCUUUAUCGAUCAUGAAGUCAUUGACAUGAGUGAGAUCUCGUCAGGCAAGGUGUCUGUACGUAGAUACCGCAAAUGCAGGAAACACCCGAAAGAAGAUGAGGAGUGCUUCUGUUCAACCUGCAAGAAGGGGAAAGGUGUGUUUAAGAGAAUCAUUGGAAAUAAUGAGCUAGGCCUUAGUGAGAUUUUUUAUAUAAUGAUAACAAUAAUAGUUAGUUUUUGUAUAGCUCAAACCGCUCUACAGCAUAAUAUUGUCGUUUUGCCUACUUGUUAUGUUGAUAAUGUAAAAAACGUUGCUUUACCAGCUAAAAAUAACAUGAAUGUCAUGGUUAGUACACCAGAUGGAAGGAUGGCAGUAGGAUAUCACUCCGGUGGCAUCUCCAUCUUCUCUUCUGAUGGUAAGCUGCAGCAAACUGUUCUGAACGAUGUUAAGAUUGAUGGGGUAGGGUUCCUCUCUGAUGGUCGAUGUGUUGUGAUUGAUAUUUCAAACAUCAUCACACUGUACACAACAGAGUACACACAAUUGAAUGUAAUGUUUAAGACUCUAAGUCGAAAAAAAGGUUGGUUUCCUCAUCUCACUGUUAAAGGUGAUGAUCAGAUCUAUGUGAGCUACAUGAUACCCAUGAAGAUCCAGAUAUUUUCAACAGCAGGUGGGCAAGCAGUCAGGGAGAUACCAUGCAACGGGUACAGACCAUAUCAAAUCACUAGUUACCUUGGUUCUCUGAUCACUUCAUCAAGGGAUACCAUCAGAUUGAUAGACAAACAGGGUGCUGUACAACAUGAAUUAACGGAACCGGAUAGCUACCCUUUCGCUGCUGUAUCUCAAUGGAAUACAAUCCUGAUAGCCAAGGUGAAGCAUUGUAGAGGUUUGUUGAGCAUUGACGAGUAUACAUAUGAACUAAGACAUAUCCGAAACCUUGUUAAUGAUUACAAGAUUGAGAAGUCUGAGAGAGUUUGGUAUUAUCUCGAGCAGUACCGAUCAGGAAAGAUCGCAUUCUGCACUCCGGAUAGACUCUAUAUAUUCCGCUGUAAAUAAUAGAUGACAUCAACAUUUACAUAUGAUAUCACAAUAUCACAGGGGAGGGGGGGGGGGGUUAAACCCACUGUUGCCAUUUCCUGCUAAAGUAUGAAACAGUUGUCGGAUCAUUUUCUUUCUCGUUUCUCACCCAUAAAAACAUAUUCGCUGUUACUGCUUAUAUCUUUUUAUUUUCAGCUUUGCAUGUACCAAGCAUCCUCUUUAUCAUGUGUAUCCUGUGUGGGGAAAAUUCUCCUACUUGAAUAUCAGACAUAAUGUUAUUAGAUAUUUCAUUAGAAAUCAAAUGAUUCUCGAUCCAUAUAAACGUAAAUAAAAUUUGAGUAUAGUAAUGAUCAUGGUGGUAGUGAUAUAUCAACCAUUUUAAAGAGCAAGUGAUGACCGCCUGCAGGGGGCAUGGGCUUCUUAAUUGGAGCGUGCUUUAGGGGAAGCCUGCAGGGGGAAUGCUAUGAUUUUUUAGCUCUCGUCCCUAAAAGAGUGUAUAUUAUGCUAUACUGUUUGUUCGCGUAUACUUGUAGUAUAAAUAUACAUGUAUCGUUAUCCUAUGCUAUUAUUCUAUCUAGACAUGAUUAUAAUGUGUAAAUAUAUAAAUAUUACCUUCAUGGAAAUGGUCUGAUCUACACUCUUCAACAUCUUUCGAAGUACUUCAAUUUCAAAAUGCAAUUAUAUGGAAUAACUUGAAUGUGAAACACUAAAAAACUUAUUGUAUUUCAGAAAAUCGCACGAAAAAUUGAUAGAAAAGGCAUAGUCAGUGGAUCUCAAUUUUUUUUUUAGCUGGUAGACAUACGUAUUAUGUUUAGGUCUACUGUGUACAAAUAGUUUUCACUGUAUUUGACGCGGAAAUGGUUUGAAUUACACUACUACUUUUUGUUAGAUAUAUAGUUCAAUGCAAGAAUAACUCGAUUAUGAAACAAACACAAAUAACCUUAUUGUAUUUCAGACAAUGGCACCAAAAAAUGUACAGUAAUAGUAUAGGCGUAAUGAGUUAAGGGAUGUCAAUUCGGAUCAUCCUCACAACCUGAAUUUUUUUUUAUAGGUACACCAUUAUUAUUUUUAUUGUUUUGUAUAUAUUUCAAUAUUGUGAAAAUUACCGAAUUGAAAUGAAACGGAGAUAAACGAAAUAGAUUUUGACAUAAUAUUCAGAAUUAUGAGAUAUUUAAUAAUGUAAUUUAAAAUGUCUACAUCGGAUUUUCCCUUUUAAAGAUGAUUCUCACUGAGUUGGCAUUUUCUGUUAAAGUAAGCCGCUAUUAUAUAGAAGUACAAGAAACCGUUGAUGGAUCAUUUCUCUCUCGUUUUUCAUCCAUAAAAAGCAUUUCGCUGCUUACAUCUUUUUAUUUUCAACUUUGCAUGUAACAAGCAUUAUCUUUAUCAUGUUUAUUCUGUGUGGGGAAGUUCUAGUACUUGCAUAUCAGACACAAUGUUGUUAAAUAUUGUAUGACAAACCAAAUGUUUCUCUAUUCAUAUACAUGACUGUAUAUAAUAUUUGACUAGUAAUGACCAUGGGGUGUGUGAGGUCUUUGUCAUUGAUAUCAAAAGAGGGUAUAUUAUGCUAUACUGUUUAUGCGCGUAUACUUGUAGUUUUAUGCAUAAGUUGGAAUAUAUCGUGAUUCUAGGCUAUGAUUCUAUCUAGACAUGAUUAUAAUGUGUAAAUAUAUAAAUAUAACCUUCAUGGAAAUGGUCUGAUCAACACUCUUCAUUUUUUUUGCGAAGUACUUCAAUUUCAAAAUGCUAUUAUAUUGAAUAACUUGAAUGUGUAACACUAAAAGAAAAAAAUGCCGGCAUUUCAGAAAAUAGCACAAAAAUGCAUAAAAAAGCAACGUCAAUUGACCUCAAUUUUUAUUUUGAGCUUUGCUAUUAUCAAGCAUCAUCUUCAUUGUGUUUAUCCUAUGUUGGGAAAUUUCUAGUUCUUGUAUUUCAGGCAUAAUGUUAUUAGACAUUUUAUGAGAAAACAAGCGAUUCUCCAUUCAUGUACAUGUAAUAUAAUAUUUGACUAGUAAUGACCAUGGUGGCGGUAAGAUGUUUACAAUUGAUAUAAAAAGUGUAUAUAAGUGUUGAUCUAUGUAUAACUCUAAUCUUUGCAGAAAUAGAAAUAAUAAUUACCAUAAUCUUUACAAUGUAUUCUUUUUUCUGGUAGACAUACGUACAUGGAUAGGCCUAGUGUUUACAAAUAAAUUUACCUGCAUUUGAUGCAGAAAUGGUUGAACUACACUACUACUUUUCGAAGUAUAUCGUUCAAUUUGAUAAUGCAAUUAUUUGGAAUAAGUCGAUUUUGAAACGCAAAAAUAACUCUAUUGUAUUUCAGACGAUGGCGCAAAAAUUGUACAGUAAUAGUAUAGGCGUAAAGAGUUACAUGUAAUGGAUGUCAAUUUGGUCCAUUCACACAAGUCUGAUGUUUUUUUUUUUUAUAGGUACUCCAUUAUUUUAUUUUUAAUAUUUUGCUUUGUAUAUAGUUCAAUUUAAAAAAAAAAUCACGAAUUCAAAUGAAACUUAAAUAAUCGAAAUAGAUUUUGAAAUAAUAUUAAGAUUAUGAUAUCUAUUAAAUAAGGCAAUUUACAAUUUCUAAAUCAGAUUUUCCCUUUUGUAGAGGAUUUAAUUCGAUAGAAGAUCCCGUCAGAUAUGACUUGUCAUUUACACGGAAAAAAAAUCAAACUGUAUAUCAUUAUUUGUUGUAUUGUCUGCAUGUAAACUUAUUUUAGCAGAAAUUAUAUUUUAUUAAGAAUCGUGGAGUGUAACCUGAAUAUCCAGGUUGAAGAGAAAACGAUUUUAAUUGGUCUUACCAUUGAGAAGGAAGAGAUGGUCCAACGAUCGUAGAGGGCAGCAACACUGCCGAGGGUUGCUACCUACUACGUUUGGUGAUAUGGCCCUUAUGAAUGCAAUGUCUGAUCUUCACACAAAUAUGAUCAAGAAUAAUGACAUACAAAUCUAGGAAGAAUAACAUUUAACUUUUUAAUAACCCUGCUCACAUGAGCUCUACAGAACAAGUUUACCCGUAGAAUCAGUUUAUUCAAAGAUAAAUCAAUUAUGUUCUUUAUUACAAUAAUUUAAAAGAGAUUCGAUCACCAAUUUGAUAAUUCCAAACCCGUGUGUAUGAUACUCUUGAAUAUAUAAUUUUUAGAAAUUUGCUUUACGUUUUAUUUCUUAAGAUGUACGAACCCCCAAAAUAUAUUGUGAAUUUUGGAAAUUUAAUGAAUGAAAUGAAAUUUCGAAAUAUGGAAGAGUAAUAAUAUGACAUAACAUCUUAAUAAAAAAAAAGCUUAUGUGUUAUAAAACUCUAAUAACAAUUCAGAUCAAUAUUUUAUCUAAUUUGGCUGUUAUUAUUAUCAUUGUUUUAUUGAAUUGUAUUUUUCCGAUUUUAAUGAAAUAAAUACCUUAGAUGAGCACGUAACACAUUCUUCUUAUGUACUCGAUUGAUAAAUAAAGUGGUUUUUUUUUAUCG